Molecule: messenger RNA, 1320 nt
Organism: Leopardus geoffroyi (Geoffroy's cat)
Lineage: Eukaryota; Metazoa; Chordata; Mammalia; Carnivora; Felidae
Gene: NMRAL1
Product: NmrA like redox sensor 1
Exons: 5
Coding region: 401-1213 (270 amino acids)
Source: RefSeq, a predicted model, not a curated record
AAAGCCAGGGUAUUUAGACAACAGGUCAAUCAACAAAUAUUUACUGAGCGCCUAUGUGCCAGGUGCUCUGCUAAGUGCUGGAAAUUUAGCAGUGAAUACAGAGAUGUGCCUGAUGUUAUGAAGAUGACAUUCCUGGACGGGUCAAUACAUUUUGGAAGGAAUAAGUGAAUGAAAGAAAAAAAAAAUGAAAGCUCUUAUUCAUUAAUAAAUUUUCAGGUGAGGAGCGACAGGAGAGGAGUGUUUUAGUUGAACACAAAGAAAUCUCACUUUUUCUGUAAAAAAAUAAUUCAAAUCCGUACAACUAGAAGCAACCUCAAACAUGAGUUCAGGCCUUGGGUGUUGAGAGUCCCAGAUGCAGAUUUAAUUAUCCUUAGGUGACACCUGUUAUCUGCAAGUUCAGAUGUUCAUGCAGGAUAAAGACGUGCGUUUCUGUUUCUGGUCUUGGUUUUCGGCUUCCGCAGGCUUCAGCGCCAGCAUCCCGCUAACCCGCUCCGCACGCGAACUCAGAAGAGCCCCGACGCUUCAGGGACCGCACUUCCCGCUCCGGCCCGCAUGGCGGACAAGAAACUGGUGGUGGUGUUUGGAGCCACAGGGAAAGCUGCUGGCCGAUGUGGCCAAGCGCCUGGGCCUUCGCUACGUGGUCUACAGUGGCUUGGAGAACAUCAGGAAGCUAACGGCUGGGAGGCUGGCAGCAGGCCACUUUGACGGCAAAGGGGAGGUGGAGGAAUAUUUCCGGGACAUCGGAGUUCCCAUGACCAGCGUGCGGCUGGCCUGCUAUUUUGAGAACCUGCUCUCCUACUUCCUGCCCCAGAAAGCUCCGGAUGGAAAGAGCUAUUUGCUGAGCUUGCCCAUGGGUGAUGUGCCCAUGGACGGCAUAUCUGUGACCGACCUGGGUCCCGUGGUGCUAAGCCUGCUGAAGAUGCCAGAAGAAUACAUCGGCCGGAACAUCGGGCUCAGUACCUGCAGGCACACAGCGGAAGAGUAUGCCGCCCUGCUCUCCAAGCACACCGGCAAGGCCGUGCGCAGUGCCAAGACGACCCCAGAGGACUACGAGAAGUAUGACUUCCCUGGCGCCCGAGACCUUGCCAACAUGUUCCGUUUCUAUGCCCUGAAACCUGACCGUGACAUUGAACUGACCCUGAGACUCAACCCCAAGGCCAAGACACUGGACCAGUGGCUGGAGCAGCACAAAGGGGACUUUGCUGGGCUCUGACCCUGCCAUCUCUCAGCCCCGUCUGGGGGCACAGGAGAUACAGUCACAGUGAUCCGUUCUCGUGUUGCAAAAAGUUAUUUUUUUAAAUAAAGGCCAUUGUUUUCACA